Messenger RNA from Schistocerca gregaria, 5340 nucleotides. Its product is annotated as zinc finger protein 710-like. The transcript is spliced from 7 exons. Bases 976 to 2157 code for a protein of 393 amino acids. The record is from RefSeq and is a predicted model, not a curated record. NCBI's taxonomy places the organism in Eukaryota, Metazoa, Arthropoda, Insecta, Orthoptera, Acrididae.
UCAUACCGAUUUUAGCUUUCAAGAAGCAAAACUGGAACUGUGCCAUAAAUAUUUAAUCUCUCAGAACGAAAUGUGUAGCACAACUUCAAAGACACAAAAUCAUUACAACAUUUGAAUUUCUUCAGCUCAUCUCGUUUCAAAUGAGGAAAACGAAUUCCGUGAAAGAAAGAGCGCACGUAUACUCCACCGCAUUCGAGAACGUUGCCAUUAAUCAUACACUUGUUUAUUUUUUGCGGAAUGUUGUGCCACAGUUAUCAUCAAGCGCCGAAAAUGAACCAAUUUUAUAUCUCAAAGGGCUGUAGCUAUUCAUAGCUUUCGACAAUGACGCCUACGAGGCAUCCGACUUGGUGUUGUAGCACACAUUACGCCUGUUGUUGCUACAGUGUAGAGGGAUAGUAGGGAGUGUCUGUAGGAAUGUGGUGGGGGAACUGCCCAAUGAGAUAAAGACAUACAUGACAUGUGAUUUUUAGAAUAGUUCAUUUUUAAAAGUCAGAAGCUGACUUUAGCCAUAUCUAUUAAUAGUGUUGAUAGACUCAGGCACAUGUGAUAUUUAAGUUCAUUAAAUUAUGCUAAAAGGAGCAGUAUUUUAAUUAAUAAUAAUAAUGAAAAUCUAAUUGAGAGCAACUCAUUCUGUUAAUAAUUUUCAGGAUCAUAAUAGUGUUUGGAUUUUCAAACCAACCAAAAAGUACUUGAGAUGGGUAGCACAUUACAUUACUCAAACAGUUAACAAGUUCCAUCUUUUCCCAGAAUGGUUAUUUAAUGCUGUUGUGAUUCAAUACUGAACAUUACUUUUUUAUGAGAUAUGAUCUGAGCCAGUUACUCAUUUGCCCACGGAUUCCAUAUUGGGCUGAUUUUCCUAAAAGUAUUCUGUGAUCGACGCAGUUGAAAGCCUUAGUCAGGUCACAGAAUAUGCAACGGCUUGAGCCCUCCUUCAGAUCCAAAUUACAAUUUUAAGAAUUUGGAUAUACCAUCAGGAUGACAUCAGAAAUAAUGUCAGAGACUAAUUGUCAAAGCAAUGAAGAACUAUCUGCUGAAGAAGAAGCCCCAAUAAAAGUAGAAGAAUUUUUACUAGUGGAAGAUAUUGCAUAUGUGAAAAUGGAAGAUCCAUGCAUACUGGCUUUCUGGCGCCAGACUGCAGAAGCCAUGGAGAACACAAAGACAGGCAGUGAAGAUCUGGAACUAAAUUCUGGGCCAGAUGAGUGGGACAUGCACUGGAAAGAUUAUAGGAAUUGUAGAAAAGGAGAACAACUGCAAAACAACCUUCAUGGCAGGACUGGAGAGCUGGAUAUACGUCCAUGCUAUACAUGGCAAAUAACUAAGUGGCUUGUCUCUGAAAAACCAGUCGAUGGUUGUCAGGCAGAUAGUGCAGACAAUACUUCAAGCCCAGAAUCAGCCAUAAGUAAGUGGUAUGGAUGGAGUAAAGACGAACAAAGUCACUGGCCAAGAGAAAUUACUGAUUCUAUCAAAUUUCUUGAAAACAGAGUACCAGAUACACAUUGUCACCAUUGUUCUGAAGACUUCUCUGAAAAGGAUGAUUUGUUAAGGCAUAUAAAUGAGGAGCACCUAGAAGAAGAUGUUGGCUAUUUUCAAUGCAGCAAAUGCUUUACUUCAUUUGAUAGUAAGAAUAAUAUAAUAAACCAUCUGCAGAAUAUAAACAACAUGUGUAGACUCUGUUCAGAAUACUUUUGUAGUGCUUCAGAUCUUCAGACACACUAUCAAGAUCAUGAGAGAAUGUACAGGUAUACUUGUGAUCAUUGUAAAAGUAGGUUCCAUAAUGAGGUUCAGUAUCAGCAACAUGCACUACUACACAAAGGAAAUAAGAUUGAUGAUAGUAGUCUUCAUAAAAGAAAACAUAAUAGGAGCUAUAAGAAAUCCACAAAAAAGCGACGAUCUAUAAAAAGACCAUAUGAGUGUGUCCUUUGUCCAAAGACAUAUGCUUAUAAGCAUUCUCUUGAAGUUCACAUACAGAAACACAACCAAGAAAAAAUACUCAAAUGUAAUUUUUGCCCAUCUACAUUUUACAGUAAACAUUCCUUCAUUGACCAUAUGACUAUGACACAUCCUGCUAGGAACUCCUCUUUAACUGAAAAAUUCAGUAUUGUCUCAUCUUAUGGAGCUCAAAGUAAAAAGGAUUUAGGUAGUGAUGUAUCUACCUGAGGUAACUCCAAUUGUAUAACAAAACUAGUAUAUUUUCACCACUACCAUCAGUGUACAUGAACUCAGAUGUAUGUAUACACACAUACAUAUGCGUGGGAUUAUUGUAGGCCUUAGUCUGUAAUUAAUACCUGAAAAAAGUGUGCAGUCAGUAUAUGUGAGCAACAUAUAACAUUUGUUUUAGUUAAUGAUGUUCUUUAAAGAAGAUGUGAAAAUUGAUAUUACCUGAUGAAAUGCAAAGAAACAUUUUGUAAAUUGUGUGAAAAUUUCAGCUUUUCAAAUAUUUCCUGUUGUAAUAAAAGGAAGAAGGAUUUUGUCUUUGAAAUAUCUUACAUAAGUCAAAACUUGUAAUACACAAAAGAGCUACUUUAUGACAUCUGUUUUUCAUUCUGUAAAAAUAAACACUUAAUGUGUGUAAGAACACUCUCAGUUCCUUUGACCCAGGCUGUUCCAGCUCGAGUAUCCAUCUGUAGGCAACUCGGUGCUCACCAGCAGCAGUGGGCAAACAACUGAUGUGCAGGCAGUCAGGCCACAAACUACAUGAUUGUACUGCCCUGGCUGAGUGCCUGUGCACAGGUUUGGCCUCAUUGCUUUUACACACACAAAAGUACACGAAACCGAGCUGCCUCAUCUACACCUGUCUGCAGGUGAGCAGAUUGUUGGUCAUGGACACUUGUGCCCAAUGGGGCAUUGUUGGAGCAGCCUACUUUAACCCUUUCAUUGUCAUAUUGCAAUGAUAUGUCCAAAAUUAUCAUAAUUUUUUGUAGUUUAUAGAUUUGUGUUACAGUAUUGUUUGUAGAUCUAAUCAGCUGCCAAAAAAAGAUGCAAAAUAUUAUCAGAAGUUAAACUGGAUAUAAAUUUUAUGGUAUUACGAUUAACACAGAGCAUAUUUAAAAUAGUUAGGCUCUUUAUAAUCUAUACAAUAAUAUUGGCUGUGUCAAUGUAUUUCCCUUUGAUUUGCAUUACAAUCAUUUAUGCAUACUGCUUUUUUUGGUUGUUACUUCCUUUUUAUUGGUAGUGUGAAAUAUCAGACUUUGUACUCUGUAGAAGCAAAGAGGUUCUGGUGCUUUUCCUGCUUGGAGAACAUAAAGUACUGUGUUGGGCCAAUGGCCUUGCUGCAGUAACACCAGUUCCAGUCAGAUCACUGAAGUUAAGUGCUGUUGGGCUGGCCUAGCACUUGGAUGGGUAACCAUUCAGUCUGCCAAGUGCUGUUGGCAAGCAGGGUGCACUCAACCCUUGUGAGGCCAACUGAGAAACUACUUGAUUGAAAAGUAGCGGCUCCGAUUUCGGAAACUGACAUACGGCUGAGGGAACAGUGUGCUGACCACAUGCCCCUCCGUAUCCGCAUCCAGUGACGCCUACGAGCUGAGGGUGACAUGGCGGCCGCUCAGUACCUUUGGGACUUCAUGGCCUGUUCGGGAUGAGUUCAGUUUUAAACUACUGUGUUACGCUAGAAUGGUUGCUCCUGUUAGUGUCCAACUACAUUGGAAGGGUUUCCUUUACUAUUGUAUUAACAAUAGAGGAUGCAUGAAUUCCAAACAGUGCCAUUAAAAGAAGAGAGAAGAAGAAGAAGAAGAAGAAAGAAACAAAGUAUUAUUUGUAACCCCUUUUGGUGACUGGUGGUUAAUAUGACAGGUGUUUGUCUAUAUACGUAUUCCACCCAUAAUAAAGACAUCAAAAACCUGUAGUUUCAUAUUCAUGUCCUUCAGAGCCAGUAUUCUGAUUUGCAGGAAAGCCAAAAUAUCUCCUCUACUUAAAUUCUUGCUCAGUUUUCCUAGUGGCAUGUCUUCCUUGUUCAACUUUGUAGUGCCAUAAAAAUCUUCUAUCAAUUACUAAACUGUCUGUUUGUAAGGAUCUAUAAAAGUUAACAGUUGUCAGAGAGUGCCCCUUGUUCAAAAAAGGAUUGAUCAGUGUCAUUGAAAUGUGGGAAGAUGUAAGAAGAUAUUUGUACAUUUCAUCAAAGCCGUCCGGAGUGACCGAGCGGUUCUAGGCACUACAGUCUGGAACCGCGCGACCGCUACGGUCGCAGGUUUGAAUCCUGCCUCAGGCAUGGCUGUGUGUGACGUCCUUCAGUUAGUUAGGUUUAAGUAGUUCUAAGUUCUAGGGGACUGAGGACCUCAGAAGUUAAGUCCCAUAGUGCUCAGAGCCAUUUUUCCAUCAAACUUUGUGUCAUUCUCAGUAUAGGUUAUGGCAGGUAUUACUAGUAAACUAUUGGAUUAUGUGACAUAAAACUCUUUUUGGUGGCAUACACACUUGCAAAAUCUAACAAUGGAAACUCCAGGUAGGAUUAUCAGUAAUAUAGGAAAAGGUAAAUUGCUACUUACGGUAAAGAUGACAUGCUAGGUCGCAGACAAACACAAUUAAAAAGCAGUUACAAUAAGCUUUUUGCCACAGCUUUUGUCAGAUUGAAAGAAACACAACCAUUCAUUCAGACAAGCAAGCAAAUUUCACUCACACGACUGCUGACUCAGGAGCUGCCAGUGUUGACAUCGGUGUGCUUGCUUGUUUGAAUGAACGGUGUGUGUUUUUCUCUUUCUAAUGAAGGCUGUGGCCAGGAGCUGAUGUGUAAGUGUUUUUUAACUGUGCCUGUCUGCAGUGUAAUAUGUUGCCUUAACAGUAAGUAGCAAUCUAUCUUUUAUUACACUGUCAAUGUUACUACAGUCACAGAAAUUUAACUACUGUAAUCUUUCUCUUGGGAGUCUGCAACUGCUUGCAUUGUUUUAUUGAAGAUGCACCUGAAAAUUAUUUGAUUAUAUUGCAGUUCAGGUAACUUUACAAUGCCUUGUGAAUUUCUUGACUUGUAGCUGCCACUAUUCUGAAGUGAACUGAACUGCAUUAUCCUUUUAUCCCUUCGAAUAAGUUACAAACUAAUUUAUUAUCCUGGAAGAGAGGACAAUGUGUGAUGCCUUCAGUGACUACUGUAGUCAGUGUUACAAGUUCUGUAGAUCUCUUGAGUGAUUAUUUUAUUGAAAUUAUGUGGAAUGAGUCAUUUUAUAAAUAUUCAUGGAUGGAAUGAAAGGAGUAUAUCUUGAGAAAUGAAUUUAUGUUAGAUUUAAAACUUGCUUUGCUACUUGUCAGACAUUUUAUAUUAUUGGUCAAAUGAUCAAAAACUUUUGUCGGUGAAUAAUGAACUCAUUUUUGAACCACUGCUAGCUAUAAUAAUGUGUAAUAAAGGUCACUAUUCUU